This is a messenger RNA of Didymodactylos carnosus, 627 nucleotides long. The record is from the annotation of a GenBank genome assembly. Lineage: Eukaryota; Metazoa; Rotifera; Eurotatoria; Philodinida; Philodinidae.
AUGCUACGACGCUCCACGAGAAAAAAUGCUGGUGUUAACAAUUUCUACGAUGAGCAAGAUUAUUGUCUAAUUAGUUUUCCACCGUUUAGAAAACAUGCAACAAUUCCCGCACAUAUAAUAAAUAAAGAUCCAUUGGAUGACGCAAGUGGAAAAAACGAAUCACGUUUCGCAGCUAGUGCUGGAAGUGAAGAAAUAUUUAUUGAACAUCAUGAGGGUGAAUCUGAUGAAGGAGAUGAAUAUAAAGCAUCGCCACCACGACGUAAUUGUACAAAAUUUGAUUCAGCAUUAGCUACAAUUGAAAAUCUACCAUUAGCACAAUUACCAUCCGAAAGUUAUACAAGUCAAGGAGAUUCUGAUAAUGAAAUUUCAUGUUCAAAAUGCGAACAAUUACAAGAACGAAUCGAAAAAUUAGAGGAAUUAGGUCAACGUGUUCCCAAAUUAAAAGAUAAAAUGAACAAACUGAAAAAAUUAAUACAGUUCUAUCGAAAACAAAACUCAAUAAUAAAUCUCAAAAAACCUUCUACAACUGACGGAAACGUGGCACCAGACGACUUGAGUGAAAGACUUAAAGCCGCUUUCGAUGUUGCUAUUAAACGAUUACACCAAAAAAUCGUUCAUCAAUGGUAA